Penicillium diatomitis is the source of this 1752-nucleotide messenger RNA. RefSeq names its product mitochondrial-processing protease subunit alpha. The coding region runs from base 1 to 1752 and encodes 583 amino acids. Gene Ontology annotation, molecular function: metal ion binding; metalloendopeptidase activity. The record is from RefSeq and is a predicted model, not a curated record. The transcript is spliced from 2 exons. Gene Ontology annotation, cellular component: mitochondrion. Lineage: Eukaryota; Fungi; Ascomycota; Eurotiomycetes; Eurotiales; Aspergillaceae.
AUGCGCCGAUCCACAUUACGGGCCAUCGAGUCCGCAAAGCCCAUCACACGCGUUCCACGCAGCGUGACCAGAAGCUUUACCAGUCUCCAUGAUUCGGCAAAGGACCCGGCCGAGCUUGAUCAGAUCACUACCCUCUCCAACGGUAUUCGAGUCGCAACAGAAUCAUUACCCGGACCCUUUGCCGGCGUUGGAGUCUACGUUGACGCCGGAUCCCGUUAUGAAGACCCUAGUCUUCGUGGUGUCAGCCACAUUAUGGACAGACUUGCCUUCAAGUCGACCAAGGCGCGUUCGGCGGAUGAAAUGCUCGAGGUCAUCGAAUCCCUCGGAGGUAACAUUCAAUGUGCCUCAUCUCGCGAGUCAUUGAUGUACCAGUCUGCCAGUUUCAACUCCGCUGUCCCCACAACACUCGGUCUGUUGGCGGAAACAAUUCGUGACCCCCUAAUCACCGAGGAGGAGGUGCUGCAGCAACUCGCGACCGCAGAGUACGAGAUUGGUGAGAUUUGGGCCAAGCCGGAGCUGAUCCUCCCGGAGUUGGUUCACAUGACUGCCUAUAAAGACAACACCCUCGGAAACCCUCUACUGUGCCCCAGUGAGAGACUGGGCGAGAUCAAUAAGGCGGUCGUUGAGCGUUACCGGGAGGUCUUCUUUAAUCCGGACCGCUUGGUCGUCGCUUUCGCGGGUGUCGCUCACGCAGAUGCUGUCAAACUUGCGGAGCAGUAUUUCGGCGACAUGAAGUCGCGGAACCCGAGCGACGGUCCCGUCCUGUCAGGUCAAGGGAUUGACACUACACUUUCAGAUUCUACCCCCGUAGCAAGGGAAGGACAAGUGCCUACCGUGCCGCAAUUCACGCCUUCGUCAACCGUGAGCAGCCCGGCCGCCUCGCCGCAGACGCAGUCCUCCCUCCUCUCGAAGCUCCCCUUCCUCAAGAACCUCUCCUCCGCAAACAAGAAGUCCCCCGUCGCGCCUCUUGACCCAUCCCUGAUCGAGCCAUCGGCCUUGGAUCUCCGUCGUCCUGCUCAUUAUACAGGUGGAUUCACCGCGCUUCCACCAAUCCCGCCUCCAGCGAACCCAAUGCUCCCCCGCCUGAGCCACAUCCACCUCGCUUUCGAGGCUCUUCCCAUCUCUUCUCCGGAUAUCUACGCUCUUGCUACACUCCAAACGCUCUUGGGUGGUGGCGGAUCUUUCUCCGCUGGAGGUCCAGGCAAGGGCAUGUAUUCCCGUCUCUACACCAACGUCCUGAACCAACACGGCUGGGUUGAGAGCUGUGUUGCAUUCAAUCACAGCUACACCGAUAGCGGCAUUUUCGGUAUUUCUGCCUCGUGCAGCCCAACCCGUACAGCGGACAUGCUCGAGGUCAUGUGUCGCGAGCUGCAGUCCUUGACCCUGGACUCUGGAUACACUUCGCUUCAGAUUCAAGAAGUCAACCGCGCCAAAAAUCAGUUGCGAUCCUCGCUUCUGAUGAAUCUCGAAUCCCGCAUGGUCGAGCUUGAGGAUUUGGGCCGUCAGGUCCAAGUGCACGGCCGCAAGGUCGGUGUACGAGAGAUGUGCGACCAAAUCGACGCCUUGACAGUUGAGGACCUGCGCCGAGUGGCUCGUCAAGUCUUCGGCGGCCACGUGCAGAACAAGGGCCAGGGCACUGGUAAGCCCACAGUUGUCCUGCAGGAGGGUGAAUUGGAAGGCUACAAGCUUCGAUCUUUCCCCUGGGAAGAGAUUCAAGACCGCAUUUCGCGAUGGAAACUCGGCCGUCGUUAA